This is a messenger RNA of Aspergillus glaucus CBS 516.65, 877 nucleotides long. RefSeq lists its product as uncharacterized. Gene Ontology annotation, molecular function: protein binding. NCBI's taxonomy places the organism in Eukaryota, Fungi, Ascomycota, Eurotiomycetes, Eurotiales, Aspergillaceae. Bases 314 to 628 code for a protein of 104 amino acids. The transcript has 3 exons. The record is from RefSeq and is a predicted model, not a curated record.
UAUCAAUCUCAGGAGGAGAUUCACCGUUCAACCAUCUCUUUCUCACCUACAUCUUGAAAACCCAGUCGAAGAUUUCGAUGCCUAAGGCCAAGAGCAGCGAUGCCACUGAAGCCUAGAGUUCUAGAUUUCUAUAUCGGAAGUCGAUUACAGCAACGACUGUGCCGACGUCUGCCUACAUUCCGUCUAUUUAGGAGACCGCCGCACGAAGAAUCCCUCCUCUUCUUCUUUCCUCCUUCAACCACCGUGUUCAUUGAACAACUAUCAAAAUACCACCAAUGCACUUACCAAAACAACACAAAUAACAAACACUAGCAUGAAGCUCACCUUCGGAACUACCCUCCUCCUCCUCCACCACCUCGCCCUCGCCCUUCCAACCCCAGAGGUCCCAGAGGAACCAGCCGUGUCCAUCCCAGAGGAACCAACCGUGCCUGUCCAGGAGGCAGCCACCAUCAUCCCGCCCUGUCAACAAGUCUGUCCUCCCGAAUGGGCACCAGUCUGCGCAAAGGACGAAUACGAUAAUAUCAUGAUCUUUUCCAGUUUCUGCCGUUACUACAAUGCAAACUGUGGCAAGCAGAGGUAUAUCCUGGGGCGGAUUGAAGAGUGUAUUGAGCCAGGAAAUGGGGAGUAGUUGGGGUGAUUUAGUUUGAUCUUUUGAUUUCUAACUCUUUGGUUUAUUUGGGAUUUCUCAUAUUUACUGAUCAACAUAAUUGCUUUCUUCAACUUUCCCAGCUUCCACUUCCAUCCGUUGUGGACGGACUUGUUAAGUUGCCGGCUACCCUACUCGUACACUAUCAAGACAUAUAUAUAGUUGACCGAUAUGAGCGAGUCGAGCCAUAUGAUAGCAUAGAUAUUCGCCCAAAGAGUACAUUUACAGUCC